AUGCGACCCGAGCUGGUGGUUGCUGCAGGUACUUACACCAUGGCAACCACCACAAUUGCGCUGCAGCGAGCGGUGUUGGCAAAUUGGCAAAUUCUGGGAACGCGGGGGCACCGCCGACUGGACCCGACUUUCCCGUACCAGUGUUCGGUUGCCCGGGCACGCGAGGCUGUCUGCUCGCCGGACUUUCCCCCGGAUUUGAAAACGCUUGCCAAAUGCUGA
Molecule: messenger RNA, 219 nt
Organism: Peronospora matthiolae
Lineage: Eukaryota; Oomycota; Peronosporomycetes; Peronosporales; Peronosporaceae
Source: the annotation of a GenBank genome assembly